AUGGACAAGCCCGUUCAAUUGGCCAAAGUCACGAAAGUGCUCGGAAGAACCGGAUCGCAAGGACAAUGUACACAGGUCCGCGUCGAAUUCAUCGGCGACAACACAAACCGAUCGAUCAUCCGAAACGUGAAAGGACCCGUGCGUGAAGGUGACAUUCUCACACUCCUCGAGGCUGAACGUGAAGCUCGCCGACUUCGU
Messenger RNA from Mesorhabditis belari, 198 nucleotides. The record is from the annotation of a GenBank genome assembly. NCBI's taxonomy places the organism in Eukaryota, Metazoa, Nematoda, Chromadorea, Rhabditida, Rhabditidae.